Molecule: messenger RNA, 3997 nt
Organism: Eptesicus fuscus (big brown bat)
Lineage: Eukaryota; Metazoa; Chordata; Mammalia; Chiroptera; Vespertilionidae
Gene: CFH
Product: complement factor H
Exons: 22
Coding region: 69-3779 (1236 amino acids)
Source: RefSeq, a predicted model, not a curated record
CCAGAGGACACCCGGAGGGAGAGUGAGCAUCGUCAGCUACUCCAUGCACCCCUGACAGGCCCCCCAAAAUGAGGCUUCCCGCAAAGAUUCUGUGGCUCAUGUUAUGGUCUGUUUGUGUAGCACAAGAUUGUACAGGGCCUCCCCCGAGAAAACAGACGGAAAUUCUGACGGGUUCCUGGUCUGAACAGGGCUACCCGGAAGGCACGAAGGCCACCUACAAAUGCCGCCCUGGGUACAGGACAUAUGGCGUGAUCACCAUGGAAUGCAAGGGAGGGGAGUGGGUGGCCCGCAACCCAUUCAAGACAUGUGAAAAAAAGUCCUGUGGACACCCUGGAGACACGCCUUUUGGUUCAUUCGAACUCGCAGAAGGAGAUAAAUUUGAAUACGGUGCCAAGGUAGUUUACACGUGUGAUGAGGGGUAUCAGAUGAUAGGUGACACCGAUUUCCGAGAAUGCGAUGCAGAUGGAUGGACCAAUGAUAUUCCUCUAUGUGACGUGGUUAAAUGUUUACCCGUGGAAGCGCCGAAGAAUGGGAGACUCAUCAGCAGUGCGUACGAACUGAACCAGGAAUAUACUUACGGGCAGGUGGUCAAGUUUGAGUGUAACACAGGCUUCAAGCUGGACGGACCUGCGGAAAUACAUUGCUCAGGAAACGGCCAGUGGAGUGGAGAUAAGCCCAACUGUGUGGGCAUCUCCUGCCGAGUCCCACAAAUCGAACAUGGAGAGCCCACGUUUCCGAAGGCCUCGUAUAGAGAGAACGAGAGGCUUCAGUACCAGUGUCUCCCGGGCUACAGCUACAGCGGAAGAGCAGAGACCGUCUGCACCGCCUCGGGGUGGACCCCGCCCCCGUCCUGCCAAGAAAUGACAUGUGACCCUCCAAGAAUUGCAAACAGUCACUUCGUUGCUGACAGGAGCAAAUACAGAGUGGGAGACAAAAUCACUUACAACUGUAAAAGUGGCUUCUACCCUCCCCCCCGGGGAAAUAUGGCAAAAUGUACUGACAUAGGCUGGGAUCCUCCUCCAAGAUGUGGCUUUAAGCCCUGUGAAUUUCCAGAAAUAAAACAUGGACGCCUAUACUGGGGACAUAGUUAUAGACACUAUUUCCCAGCAUUACCAGGACAAAAGUUUUACUAUUCCUGUGAUGAAAACUAUGUGACUCCUUCACAAGAGACAUGGGAUCGUAUAACUUGCACACGAGAUGGAUGGACCCCGAAACUGCCCUGCCGCAGAAAAUGCAUUUUCAAUGAUUUGGAAAAUGGACAUCGUCCACAAUCUCCACGACAAUAUUUGCAGGGCGCAUCUGUAAAUGUUAAUUGCUAUCGUGGCUACAUGCUUCAAAACAACCGGACCUCAAUGACCUGUAAGGAGAAUGGCUGGCACCCUCCUCCCAGAUGCUUCCCUGUUGAAACAUGUUUAAAGUCAAAGGUAACAAUUGAGAAUGGAUUUAUUGCUGACUCUGAGCCUCUUUAUCUCCUAAAUCAAAAAGUAAAAUAUGAGUGCAGACAAGACUAUGUAACAGAAGAUGGUCACACAUCGGGGUAUAUUACAUGUCUCCAGAAUGGAUGGUCAGCUCAACCCAGAUGCAUUAAAUCUUGUGGCAUGCCAGUAUUUGAGAAUGCCAGAGCCAAAAGUAAUGGCACAUGGUUUAAGGUCAAUGACAAGUUGGCCUAUGAAUGUCAGAAUGGAUAUAAAAAUGGAGAUGGACAAACCAUGGGCUCCAUAGAGUGUGGUGAAAAUGGUUGGUCUGAUACACCCACCUGUCAUGAAAGAGAAUGCAUCGUUCCCGAUAUAGAGCAGAACUUAAUUGCUCAGCCCCGGAAAGAGAAAUAUGUCAUUGGAGACGUGUUGAAAUUCUCCUGCAGGAAUAGAUUCCACUCUCUCCUUGGACCAGAUUCUCUUCAGUGCUACCACUUUGGAUGGUCCCCUAAUCCUCCGACAUGUAAAGAGGAAGUACAGUCCUGUGAUCAACCUCCUCGACUCCCCAACGGGACAGUUGCACACACACCUAAAGAGGAAUAUGGACACGGUGAGGUGGUGGAGUAUGUCUGUAACCCCAGGUUCCUGCUGAAGGGCGCUAAGAAAAUCCAGUGCGUUGAUGGAGAGUGGACACCCUUGCCCGUGUGUGUGGAGGAGCACAGUACAUGUGGAGACGUACCUGAGCUGGAGGACGGCGAGGUCGUGUCCCCAGCACGGCCCUCCUAUCACCAUGGAGAGUCAGUAGCGUUCACUUGCAGAGAAGACUUUACAAUGAUUGGUCACAGCUCAGUUACAUGUAUUAGGGGAACGUGGACCCAACCGCCUCAGUGCAUUGCAACAGGUGAACUCAAGACAUGUAAAUUAUCAAGGGCAAUUGCCUCUGAGACAAAGUUGUCAGAUAGGAUGGACUAUGGGAAUAAUAGGAAAGUCAGUUACACAUGUGGGAGGAAGUCAGUGCAGAAACACUCCGUCUGCAUGAACGGAAAAUGGCAGCCUGAGGUGACCUGCACAGAAGCACCACGAUGUCCACCUCCACCUCAGAUUCCCAAUUCUAAAAAUAUGACCCUGACAGUGAAUUAUCAAGAAGGAGAAAAAAUAUCUAUUCUCUGUCAAGAAAACUUUCUAAUCCAGGAAGGAGAGGAAAUCGUGUGCCAGGAUGGACGAUGGCAGUCAGUACCGCGCUGUGUCGAAAAAACUCCAUGUCCUCAACCACCUCAUGUAGAACAUGGAAGCAUUAAUUCAUCCAGAUCUUCAGAAGACGGAAGAGAAACACCGGAACCCAAGCUGUAUGCGCAUGGCACCACAUUAAGUUAUGUUUGUAAGGAUGGUUUCAAAUUGUCUCAAGAAGAUGGGAUAACAUGCCACCUGGGAACAUGGAGUGCUCCACCACAGUGUGUAGGACUUCCUUGUGGACCACCCCCUGUGAUUUCCAAAGCUGUUCUAUCUAAAAGUUUAAACAGAUAUCAACAUGGGGAACAAUAUACAUACACCUGUAAACCCGGAUUUUGGAUCCGGGGACCUGCAUCUAUAGAAUGCUCAGGAGGAAAUUGGUCCCAUCCACCAGAAUGCACAAAAACAAUUUGUCCUAGACCACCCAGCUAUGGCAAUGCCAUCCUCAUAGGCCAGCCGAAGAACUCAUACAAGUCAGGAGAACAAGUAACGUAUAGAUGUGAAGAACAUUACCAAAUGGAUGGAUCCAAUGCUGUACAGUGUAGGGGCGGCAUAUGGAUAGGAACACCCACAUGCAAAGACCUCUCCUGUGGCAGCCCUCCCGCAGUGCAAAAUGCCUUUAUACCAGACGAGAAGCUCAGGUAUCGACAUGAGGACAAAGCACAGUAUCAAUGCAGGCACCCUUUGGGCCUCUUCGGGAACGCAGUAGUGACAUGCCUAAGUGGGAAGUGGACAGACCCACCUGAGUGCAAGGAGUCCACAGGAAAAUGUGGGUCCCCUCCCGUUAUUGACAAUGGAGACAUUACCACGUAUCCAAGAGCAGUCUACGCUCCCGGGUCUUCAGUGGAGUAUCAGUGCCAGGCCUACUAUGAACUUGAGGGAAACAGGAGAAUAACGUGCCGUGAUGGAGAGUGGUCUGAACCCCCCAAAUGCUUGGAUGCAUGUGUAAUAUCAGAAGAAGCCAUGGAAGCACAUAACAUAGAGUUGCAAUGGUCAUAUGAGAAAAAACUUUAUUCUAGAACAAACGAUUAUACUGAAUUUAGGUGUCGACGCGGCUAUCGUAAAGUGUCACCAGCAUCUGCAUUCCGAGCACAAUGCCUAGAAGGGAAACUGGAGUAUCCCUCUUGUGCAUAAAAUGAGAGCUAUGAGGCAGUUUUACAUUAAAAUGUGCGCCUUCAUUCAGAAUGUUUUAAUAUUAGUCUAAUUCUUCCCAAUUUAUUUUUCUAGAAGGGUGUAACUCCCUUUUAUUCAUUAAUCAGAAUUCAUGUUAAAUGCCAGGUGGGAGAUGUCAUUGUAAUCUGAGACCAAUGCACCACUUCUCCUAAGCAUCUCAUUAAAAUGUGACAAACAAA